AUGAAUCAAGAGGAUUUCCCGACUCCUCCGACCACUGAGCUAGCAGCCUCACCUAGGCGGGCGCAGUCUAACAUUCAAAAUACAUCACCUCGAGAAUCGUCUUUGCUCGGUUCACCCGGGAGCAGUCAGAGCUAUGCAUCGGGCGAUGCCCAUUCUCUUGACGAGUUCGUGGUCAUUCCAGAGCAUUCUUCCGCGGGCGAGGAUACAGUUCCAGACAUCGCCGUGUCCCACUCCAUGGAUACAGAGUCAUGCAAUUUCCUUUCAUUUCUUGAACCAUUCCAUGGAGCUAUUACUUUCGACGAGGAUCUGAUUCUAGACACAAAUCUCGAGCCAGAUUCAGGUGCAACGCCAUUUGGCCCAGCAUGCCAACAGCCAUUUGAACUAGACUUCAGUCUCUCCCAGUUACUCGAGGAGGAUAAUGGGGAGAUCGAAGAAAUAAUCAGACAAUCCAAUAAUAGCGCAAGCCCGUGGCCUCUUUCCUUCCCUGAGCAGGACAAUGCGAUUUUUGAUUUCUCCCGUGUUCCCGACCAGCCACCACUGCCGCAAGAGAGUCAAGAAAUGUUAGCUCUGCGCUUCGACAGACUGACAUGCGGUAUCUUAUCCGUCAAAGACGGCAAGACGGAGAAUCCAUGGAGAACACUAAUCUGGCCUCUUGCAAAGGAAACACCCGCUCUAUACCAUGCCCUGUUCGCACUUUCUGCAUUCCACUCUGCUAAGGAAGACCCAUCCCUCCGCGUCCAAGGCGUCAAACACAUGCGACAAAGCAUGACAUGUCUGCGACAACAAAUCCAAAAUAUGCGCACUGAUACGGCCUUGGCCACUAGUCUUGCGCUCGCAUUUGCCGAUACCUGGGACCAAAAUACUCGCACAUGCGUCCAGCACUUGCGAGGAGCAAAGGUGCUUAUGCAGCAGGUACUCACAACCGGUGUCCAAAGUGGUCCGAACUCCGAUCGGCUGAAUCGCAUCCGAUUUUUGUAUAAUACCUGGACAUAUAUGGACGUCAUUGCGCGGCUCACAUCGUUGGAUGAUUCAGGCCCAGACGAUGAUCUGACACCGGAUAUCUUCCAUCCACCUGGCGACGCGGUGCAUGAAAUUGACCCAUUGAUGGGCUGCGCAGCUACGCUUUUCCCUCUGAUCGGCCGUGUCGCAAGACUAGUUCAGCGAGUACGAAAAUGUGCCUCGAAUUCAGUUUCCAUUGUAGCACAAGGGAUGGAGCUCAAGUCGCUGGUCGAGCAAUGGGAGCCACCGCAUUGGUUUGAACCGCCGGAGGAUCCUACCUCCGAAGUACAACACAGUAUUCAAGUCGCACAUGCAUACCGCUGGGCAACGUUGCUGUAUCUCCAUCAGGCUGUGCCGGAAAUGCCAUCGGAACCGGCUGAAGAACUAGCUAAGCGGGUACUGAUACUGCUGGCCACUGUACCUCCUUCAUCACGGACAACCAUCAUUCAAAUGUUUCCACUUCUUGCUGCUGGCGCCGAAGUAGAUGAUGAGGACGAUCGGAGGUGGGUCAUGGAUCGCUGGUUUACUAUCCAGUCUCGCUUGAUGCUGGGCGGGAUUGAUCGGUGUCUUGAUGUUGUACGGGAAGUGUGGGGUCGCCGCGACAAACUAAAUGCACAACGGCAAAGGGACCAAGAAAAUAGUUCUAGCUCAAGAGCUGGAUCGUUUUCCUGCGAGAGCAAAGCAAAUCCUAAUGCUGGUUUUGGGUCGCUCAACGGCAAAACAAAUGGCAGGGCCUUCCAUAAUCGUGCAAACUCUGGUGCUCAACAAGAUGUAUCGAUGCAAGGAUUACCAGGGUUGAAUAAUUCCAAAUCUGCCCCGUCAAGGCGUGGCUCUGCGCUUUCAUCACUGGAGAGUAUUGAAUUUGAGAGAACAGUCCGAAGCAGACUACAUUGGGUUAAUGUUAUGGGAGAAUGGGGCUGGGAAGGUAAGAUUCAUCCACAGUCACCUACUCAGUAA
Penicillium verhagenii is the source of this 1956-nucleotide messenger RNA. RefSeq names its product fungal specific transcription factor domain-containing protein. The transcript has a single exon. Lineage: Eukaryota; Fungi; Ascomycota; Eurotiomycetes; Eurotiales; Aspergillaceae. Gene Ontology annotation, molecular function: DNA-binding transcription factor activity; transcription cis-regulatory region binding. Gene Ontology annotation, cellular component: nucleus. The record is from RefSeq and is a predicted model, not a curated record. Gene Ontology annotation, biological process: positive regulation of transcription by RNA polymerase II. Bases 1 to 1956 code for a protein of 651 amino acids.